Benincasa hispida (wax gourd) is the source of this 720-nucleotide messenger RNA. RefSeq lists its product as uncharacterized. NCBI's taxonomy places the organism in Eukaryota, Viridiplantae, Streptophyta, Magnoliopsida, Cucurbitales, Cucurbitaceae. The record is from RefSeq and is a predicted model, not a curated record.
AUGGACUUCGAGCAACUUCUCAAUCUCUUCGAUUCAUUCUGGUUCGAGCAUGAAAUCUUCAACAAACACCCUUUUCCAUCAAAUCCCCAAAACCCACAACCUGAAAAUCAAGACAACUCAUUACCAAAAGAACCUUUCAUCGUCCCAAGGCUUCGCACAAGGUCCAUAAGCGAAGAUUUAAGCUCAAAAUUAAGCUUUAUGUCCAAUUCCAAUUCACCCGAUUCAGUUCUAUUUUCUCCAAAGCUUCAAACGAUUUUUUCCAGCAAAGAUAUCGCAGGAGCAGAGUCACCAGAGAACAGCCGGAAGGUGGGAAUUGAGCGGCGGCCAAAAACAGAGUCGCGGAGGAAGCUUAGAGGGAGAAGAAUGAGGCGGUCGGAAAGUAGGAGCCUUUCGGAGCUGGAAUUUGAGGAGUUAAAAGGGUUUAUGGAUUUGGGAUUUGUAUUUUCAGAAGAGGAUAAAGGUUCGAGCUUGGCGUCGAUAGUUCCGGGAUUGAACAGGCUAGGAAAAACGGAAGAGGAAGACAUUGAAGAAGAAGAAGAAAGAAAGUUGGGUGGUGAAAUUUCGAGGCCUUAUCUUUCAGAAGCUUGGGAAGCUAUGGAGGAAGAAGAAGAGGAAUUGAAGAACCCAUUGACGAUGAAAUGGAAGUUUCCUUCUAAUCAGAUUGAUAUGAAAGAUAAUCUCAAAUGGUGGGCUCAUGCUGUUGCUUCUACCGUUAGAUGA